Messenger RNA from Penicillium verhagenii, 519 nucleotides. RefSeq names its product anthrone oxygenase family protein. The coding region runs from base 1 to 519 and encodes 172 amino acids. Lineage: Eukaryota; Fungi; Ascomycota; Eurotiomycetes; Eurotiales; Aspergillaceae. The record is from RefSeq and is a predicted model, not a curated record. The transcript is spliced from 2 exons.
AUGGCGUCCAGACAAUUUGGUCUUCGUGUGGCACAAGUUAUUGGUAUAUCAGGUGCUGCUUGGCUGUCCGGAAAUAUUGCGGCAUUGAGCACAAUUGCCAUACCGGGACUUGUCCAAUCUCAAAACGAAGACCACAAAUCACAGAGCCUCCUAGCAAGACAAUGGGCAGCCUUAUAUGAGACCGGAAAAAAGAAGAAUCCGCCCAUUGCAGCUGCGGUCGCUUCUUCGUUGUUCUAUCUGGCCUGGUCUGUUCGCAAGGGAGGCCCUUUAUACAAGCAUACGGCGUAUAACCGCAGUGGCCUCUAUAUCGCAGCGGUAGUGUUCACAGUCGGCAUUGUCCCAUACACUCUAAUUUUCAUGACUGGGACCAACAGUGCACUUCUGGGCAAGGCACAGUCAACAUCUAAUGACGAGAAAGAAGUUCCGGAUCUGAUUCAGAGAUGGAAUGCCUUGAAUCUGGGCCGAUCUGUUUUUCCUUUGAUUGGGACCGUUUGUGCAGUUGUUGCCACUAUCCUAUGA